This is a messenger RNA of Larimichthys crocea (large yellow croaker), 1847 nucleotides long. RefSeq names its product potassium channel tetramerization domain containing 6a (gene kctd6a). The transcript is spliced from 8 exons. The record is from RefSeq and is a predicted model, not a curated record. Lineage: Eukaryota; Metazoa; Chordata; Actinopteri; Sciaenidae. The coding region runs from base 419 to 1138 and encodes 239 amino acids. Gene Ontology annotation, molecular function: protein binding. Gene Ontology annotation, biological process: protein homooligomerization.
ACAGGAAGCAGCCACUCAUAAACAAAACAAAAUGGUUUCCGUGUUUCUGGCGACACGCAGGCCGCAGCUGGCGCCACCAGGCGGCGGGAGGCAGGUCUUACCGGAAGCCUCCUCACCUGACGCUGCGGUGUAGCUAACUGAUGUAAGCGGACAGGUUAGCUCCGGAGCGUUUACCUGCAGCCGGUGUGUCGCGUGUUGAAGCAGCAGUCAGCGGUGAUGGAGCCGUCACAGGUCAUCUACAAAUGGAGAUGCACUGAAAAAGACUACAACUCUGCCUAGAAGUGGACGACCUUCUGAAAUAUCGACAAGAGACACAAGAACAUUGGUAAUGGUGUUGGUGAAAAAAGCACAGAAAUGAUCUCAUCAACAGUCUGACCCGAAGAGAAACAACGACACACACCACAGCCCAGGGCUGCCGAUGGAGAAUGGAGACCUGGGUCACAUGAUGGGAGAGCCGGUGACUCUGAAUGUGGGCGGCUAUGUGUACAGCACGUCUCUGUCCACGCUGCAGCGCUACCCAGACUCCCUGCUGGGAGCCAUGUUCGGAGGAGACCUCCCCACUGUCAAGGACACACAUGGAAACUACUUCAUCGACCGUGACGGCCCGCUGUUUCGCUACAUCCUCAACUUCCUACGGACGUCAGAGCUGACGCUGCCGUGCGACUUCAAGGAGACCGAGCUGCUAAGGAAGGAGGCUGACUUCUAUCAGAUCGAGCCCCUGAUCCAGUGCCUUGGAGACCCCAAACCUAUGCUGCCCUACCCCACUGACACCUACGAGGAGGUGGUGGAGCUGUCCAGCACCAGGAAGCUGUCCAAGUACUCCAACCCUGUUGCCGUCAUCAUCACCCAGCUCACCAUCACCACCAAGGUCCAUGGAGUGUUGGAGUCCAUCUCCAGCAGUUUCACAAAGUGGAACAAACACAUGAUGGACACCAGAGAUUACCAGGUGUCCUUCACCUUCGGACCAUGUGACCAUCAACAGGAAGUCAGCCUGCGUGUCCACCUGCUCGACUUCAUCUCCAAAGCAGGUUUCACAAUACGCAACACGCGUGUUCACCACAUGAGCGAACGGGCCAAUGAGAACACGGUGGAGCAUCACUGGACAUUCUGCAGACGAACUCACAGAGUUAAUGACUGACAAACGAACUCAUGAAUGGACUUACUGACACAAAGAAGAUGUGAUCAGGGUGGUGGCAGCAGACAGGCGGAGACUUAUUGGUGUUAUAUGUUUUGUAUGAUGUGUUAUGCAUGAAUCAUUCCCUCUCCCUCAGCUAGCAUGUUGGCUACAUGUGGUACAUUAUCAUACACCUUUGCUUUAUCAUAUACAUGUACAAUAGUACGGUAUAUAGACAGUCCUCCAGUGACUGUAGUCAAUAGUGGGCUUCCAUCUUUGGUCAACAGUUUGUGUUGGGCCCUUUACUGUUUCAACACGACAACACCGCCGUGCACAAAACCAGAAAGAAAUGUUUUUUCCAGGUUUGGUGUGGAAGAACUCGACUGGCCUGCACAGAACUUGAACUCGAUCCAACACCUUUGGCGUGAACUGGAAUGAUGGCUGUGAGCCAGUCCUUCACCCAACAUCAGCUUUGGAUCUCACUGAUGCUCUUGUGGCUGAAUGGGAGAAAAUCCCUGCAGCCAGUUCAACAUCUGGUAGAAAGACUGAACUCAGAAGAGUGGAGGCUGUCAGAGCAGGACAUUAAUGAUCAUGGUUUUGUAUCACAUGUUCAAGUAUCCAGAUUCUUUACAGUAGUUUUGUAUCUGGCAUAUCAGCAGUAUCACAAAUCUGUUGUAUGUCAAUGACUAGUAGCAAAAAAAUAAUUGCAAAUAAAACACACUGCUCAACUCUU